Molecule: messenger RNA, 1781 nt
Organism: Mesoplodon densirostris (Blainville's beaked whale)
Lineage: Eukaryota; Metazoa; Chordata; Mammalia; Artiodactyla; Ziphiidae
Gene: MBP
Product: myelin basic protein
Exons: 6
Coding region: 1-558 (185 amino acids)
Biological process (GO): myelination
Cellular component (GO): internode region of axon; cell periphery; compact myelin
Molecular function (GO): structural constituent of myelin sheath
Source: RefSeq, a predicted model, not a curated record
AUGGCGGCUCAGAAGAGACCCUCCCAGAGAUCCAAGUACCUGGCCUCGGCGAGCACCAUGGACCACGCCAGGCACGGCUUCCUCCCCAGACACAGGGACACGGGCAUCCUCGACUCCCUCGGCCGCUUCUUUGGCGCGGACAGGGGUGCACCCAAGCGGGGCUCGGGCAAGGUCCCGUGGCUCAAGCAGAGCGGGAACCCUUUGCCCCCGCAUGCCCGCAGCCCGCCCGGGCUGUGCAACGUGCACCAGGAUGGACACCACGCGGCCAGAGCCACCCACUACGGCUCCCUGCCCCAGAAGGCACAGCACGGCCGGCCCCAAGACGAAAACCCCGUAGUGCACUUCUUCAAGAACAUUGUGACACCUCGCACACCUCCUCCAUCACAAGGAAAGGGAGCCGAGGGCCAGAAGCCGGGAUUCGGUUACGGGGGCAGAGCUUCCGACUACAAAUCGGCUCACAAGGGCCUCAAGGGGCACGACGCCCAGGGCACGCUUUCCAAAAUCUUCAAGCUGGGAGGACGAGACGGCCGUUCGGGAUCCCCAAUGGCGAGACGCUGAAGCCCUGCACCGUGUCCCGGAAUCCCGUCCGUCCCCAGCUUCCUAACACAACUGCCUGGAAGUUAACCGCGAGCUGUAGAUCCCUAACGUAGCCGCUACCCCCUAACCCUGGCGACAGCGCACAGCAGCCCCUGCGCGCGGCCUGCCGGCUUCUGGCCGGCCGCCCCGCUGUCCCCUCGCCCUUGGAGAUCAGUGACGUCCCCCGAGAGCCUGGGCCGGCGACGCUCCCUGGGGAGCGGCCCUGGGGACCACCGCGCGGGGCGCGCAGACCGUGCGGCUCUGAGCUUCCUUUGGUUUCUUUCCCGGCCUCCACUGCUCACCCCCCGAAGCCCUUCCCCUUCUAACCGAUCGGCUGGGCGCGGAGCGGCUUGGCGGCGGGCGCUUUGGUAUGUGACAGGCGGGCGGGCAGCGGGGACUGUCCCGCGUGGUGGCCGCGGCUCACACACCCGGAUGAGCCGGAUCGGCGCGGGCGGAGAGGGCGCGCGGGGGCAGAGUCGGGCCGGGCUCUUCUGGGAAACCGGGCGGCGACGGCACAGGCUCGGCGGGCAGCAGAGCGGCCGAGGCCUGUUUCCACCCGAGCCCGGCGGCCGGCCGGGAGGUGGCGCAGCUCGGAUCGGUGGCAGGAGUUUCCGGGGAGCCUCGCGGUGGCAGGCUGGUCACCGUGAGCGCGAAGGUGACAGGUGGCGUAGCUCAGCACGGCGGUGCACACGGCAAACACUAACCACCCCCCACCCCGGCAGAAACGUAACCGUCCCGCCCGCUUCCUCCUGGAAACCCACUGACGAGUACGCUGGCCUUUCCCGAACCGCCGGCCGAGCACGUGGGGGUGGGCAGAGGUCCUCCAAUCCCGCCCUUUCCUAACGCGAGCUGACAUCUCCUGCGCUCCCCCCGCCCCCCGUAACCUACUGACUCCCGCCUUUUGAGUUCAGCAUCUCUCCCACAAGCCCUCCAAGGAGCCCCGCACACUGGCGUCAGCCCCCCUAGGACGGAGAUGAGGACUAGUCGACAUAACGCCCAAACGCGACUCUUUAAUCCCCUUCUAAUUUUGAAUGUUUCGUGUGGGUUUAAUAUAAUGUCUAUUAAUAUAUAGCCUCAAUGAUAAGGGGAAAAAAAGGAAAAUUUCCGAAACAAAACCUCCAAAUUGCUACACACACACACACACACACACACACACACACACACACACUGCAUCUUUGAGCUACUGUUGACUGAGUGCCCUCCAU